Messenger RNA from Microstroma glucosiphilum, 1904 nucleotides. RefSeq names its product MFS general substrate transporter. Gene Ontology annotation, biological process: transmembrane transport. The coding region runs from base 382 to 1770 and encodes 462 amino acids. The transcript has a single exon. The record is from RefSeq and is a predicted model, not a curated record. Gene Ontology annotation, molecular function: transmembrane transporter activity. Lineage: Eukaryota; Fungi; Basidiomycota; Exobasidiomycetes; Microstromatales; Microstromataceae.
UCUUCGACUAAGUCCGAAGCUCGCACAUGGCGCUGCUGCCUUUCUUCCCUUGUCUCGUUGUCUGCCUCUGCAAUGGCCCAGCAGCGCUGACACCCCACGAGGGUCCUGCCCGGACUGCCGGCCUUCUCCCUAUCUUUAGGGCGCCAGUGGCAGGGCUGGUGCGGUCGCGACGCGAGUAGUGUGCCUCGCCUGCACCCUCGGGUAAAGUCCGGCAGCAUUGCAGCCCCGCGCCCGCGUCGGCAAAAUCCCGAAGAUCUUCCCGCACUGGCCCCCCUCGAAUGACUCUUUUUCGCUGACCCUUGCUGACCCUGGAAGACUGAUUUGCUUUGCUCCCCACAAUGCAGUAUCAGUAUCCAUACCUGCUACCUCACCUUCUGAACAAUGGGGCUCUCGACGUCUCCCCAUGACUGGCCAGCCAGCAGGAAAUGGUCCACGGUUUUGAGCGCGCUGCUCUUCACGUACAUCUCCACCCUCAACGUGAUCGGGUACCCUCUGCUGGGUGAUUCUGUAGCAGCUGGUUUGCACACGUCUGACCUUGCCGUACAGACGGGCAACACCACCUAUCUCGUAGCCCUCGCCGCGACCCCUCUUCUUCUGGCGCCUCUGUCCGAGCGACAUGGCCGCAAACCGGUCUUCAUCAUCGCAUGCGCUCUCUACACCGUAUUCACUAUACCACAGGCCUUGGCGCGCAAUGUCGGCGUCUUGAUCGCCUUUCGGUUCCUUUCGGGGGCAGCAGCAAGCGUCGGCUCGAGCAUGGCAGGCGGUGUCGUUGCCGAUGUCUUCACAGAAGCGGAUCGAGCCUUUCCAAUGGCCAUGUAUGCUUUCGCCGUCUGGGCAGGACAAGGGACUGGGCCCGUCAUUACCGCUCUCACGCUGGCCUCCCGCGAUUGGCGAGUGGUCUUCUGGUGGAACACAGCUUGCGGAGGUCUGUGCAUGCUCGUCGUUGUUCUGUGCAUGACUGAAUGUCGGACCGCAUCGAGGCGACGGAUCAACGACGGUGAAGCAGGCAAGGUCAAGGGCUGGGCCGGGGGCAUCAAACACCUGGGUAUGGAAUGUUGGCAUUCGCUCUGCGUACCUCUGGGCCUUCUGGCUCGCAACUCUACAGUACAGAGUCUAUCGUUGUGGAGCGCCUUUGUCUGGUCUGUCACAUACAUCUACGUGCAAGCCAUUCCCGUAGUCUUCAGCGAAGGCUACAAAUGGACCUUGGUCGAGGAAACCAGCGUAAUGGUGGCUGCCGUGCCCGCAGGUCUGCUGGGGCUCGCAGCUAAUUGGCACCAAGGUCGGAUCUACCAUGACAGAUCCAUUGCUGCAGGACGACCACUUCCCGAAGCGCGCCUUCAUUACGCCUGUGCAGGAGCUGUCCUCGUUCCCGUCGGACUCGUCAUUUUCGCUUGGACUGGUCAGCCGAACAUCUCCCCAGGGUGGCCUAUCUUUGGCUACUUCCUCUUCAGCUUUGGAAUCUUUCCCAUUUACCUCAGCCUAUUCUCCUUUUUGGCCGACAUCUUUGAAGAGCGCGCCUCCAGUGCGAUGGCUGCCCAAUCAUUCUGCCGCAACAUACUCUCUGCAACGCUGCCGCUGGCCAGCGCAAAAAUGUACUCGAGUCUGGGUAGUCCCGUUGCAACAACAGUACUCGCGAGUAUCGCAGCAGUGUUGGCGGUGGUUCCAUUUGUACUCAAGAGCUGGCACGGUAAGCAAGGGAGAAAGUUGCAUGGCCAAGUCACCCACGAAAGCGACCGGAAGGAGGUGCCGGCAGCGGCUGCUGUGCUAUAAGGCUGCUCGAUCAGCCAGAGCUCUAUCUUCGUGUACCCAUCGUCAUUCGCAAUGUGCCGUCUCUCAUCAGUGAAUUAUAAUUGUAUUCCGUCGCCAUAGCAGUGCAGGCGUCUUUGCAUUGCAGCUGGCCCAUG